Klebsormidium nitens is the source of this 4462-nucleotide messenger RNA. The record is from the annotation of a GenBank genome assembly. NCBI's taxonomy places the organism in Eukaryota, Viridiplantae, Streptophyta, Klebsormidiophyceae, Klebsormidiales, Klebsormidiaceae.
CAUGGUGGUGUCCUUGGCGGACAGGGGAGAGUGCAAAGAUCAGCUGCCUGAGCCGCUGCACAUUGCUCCCCUUUGACAACUCUCGACCCCAUCUGAGGUCUCAAGGUGGUCCCUCCUGGUCAUUUGCAUCAUGCAGGGUGCUUUCAAGCCACUCUGGCUUGAAAAUCGGACCGCGGUACCGAACCGGUAAUCCCUGCGGCCAGCUCCAAAACUGGCGCUCCUAGAGGAUGUCUGAUCAAGGCUCACAGGGCAGUGUCUCUGGGAGUGGUUACGAUGGAGCAUUCGCCGACUCCCUCCUGCGCAGCUGUGACGAGGAAGCUGCUUCCCUGCAACAUGUGCUGGGGGGCCCUCUACAAGUAUCAGGCUGGACUUUGGGAGCCAGGCUUGGGGAAAUGCAGCCAGGUGGUGCAGAUACUCUGCUGUUGCCCAGAGGAGCUGUGAAUGCUGGGGUGCUGCCGCAGCAUGGUGGGGUCGGCCAAUUUGCAGAGACAAGUGGGCAGGAACCUUUGGCUUAUGUCCGCCAGUCGACGGCUAGCCAACUUCAGCCGGGACCUUGCGAUCCAGCUUUCUUCUCCACCGGCAGUCCCGACGUUCACUGGGCCAGCACGUCGAGCAAUCAUGCGUCCCAGGGCUUGGGGCCCGUUAAGCAGCUUUCCUUUGGGCCUGCCUUAAUCCACGCAAACCUGCCCCUAGAAACAACCCCUCAGAGCUGGCUCCAGCCGGAGAAACACCUUCGGACGAGCCACAAAGCAGAUCUGGCAGCAACGCCCCUCUCCCAAAACCAGUUGCGCAGUCCUUCCUUGGAUCUUGGCUGGAGCCUGCAAUAUGGCUCUUUCUCUCAGGCUCAGCGCUACAACCCAGUCCGGCAACACCUCGUUGCUCCAAAGACAGGCGUGGCCACAAGCCCUGAGAACCGGAUCCCCAUUUGGCAGCACGAGGGUUCACAUGUCCAAAGUGCAGCCUUUACAGACGUGCGGGGGGAGCAGACUCCAAGGUCUGCCCCACAAACGCCUAUCCAGAAGGACAACAUAGCAGCAGGGAGGCAGCCCCAACAUGCCAAGCCAAGUCUGUCCAGCGCUCCACAGGGGCGUCACUACAUGAGCGCAACAUCUCUGAGCUUCCAGGGGCACCCAUCUCAGGUGUCCCUGCAGCCCCUGCGCGACCAAGCCGAGCACCUGCUGCGCAACCGCCUGGUCCAUCAGUCCGCCCACCGCUUUGAGGGCGGGCGCAUCGGCCGGCGGUGGGAAAAGCAGGAGAACCGCGAGAAGAAGCUGCAUGCGCAAUCUCCUGGGCCACUGCCCCUCAGCUCUCCACCACCCCUGGCACCGGACCUCCACUCGCUGCCCCGUCGGCAGCAGGCCCCUCCCCGUCCCCCUGGCCUGCGACUAAACGCCCUCUUCCAGGACAGCACUCCCGCCAUCCCUAAGCCGCACCACGCUAACCUGGCCGUCAAGCAGGCACACGCGACAGAGUUGCGCUACUCUUCACCGGAAGUGACGCGACAGGGGCCCCCCGUGCCUCAGUUCAGCCAAAGGUCAGAUCGCAGAGCUCCGCUGGCGCAAACUGGGGUGCCUGCAGGUGACGCGCUGUGGCAGUCUGGGGUCAGCUCGCUCCAAAACCAGCAGGGGCCGGGGCACUCCGCUCAUUGGCAGCCAGCGGAAGAAUCACUGUGGAGCAGACAGCAGGCACCCGUCGUGACGGUCAUUGGCGCGAAGGAAGGGCAGGGUCCGGCUCUGAAUCUAGGAGACCGCUCUCACAACUAUGUGGGUGGUCAGCACUCACAGCGGUUGGUUAGCGGCCAGGACAUGGACGUCGGCCCGCACUGGCACGCCGUAGCAGGAAGGUCCGAUAGGGGGCCCAACCCGGACUUGGCGCAUGUGGCAGGCGCGAUGCACAGCCAAAUGCAGCCGAGCACCCAUCCAGCCCCCCAGAUCCCCCACGUCCCCCAGGAAAGGGGUCAGAAGGACUCGUUCGGAGCGGACACGCCAGCCACGCGGGCCCUCCAGUCGCAGUUGUCGAGCACACAGCGAGCUCUCGGCGGGGCCAAGCAUGGUGUCUGGCGCAGUACUCACCCUGCAGGCACGGUAGAGGACCUGUCGGGGCCGGAGCAACGGAGCCCUGUUCAAAACACGGGGGCCCUGGACACGGCCGAAUCGUCCGCUGAGCACGUGCCAUCCCAAGCGACCCGGCAGCGGGGCCGAGCGCCGAGGAAGGCGGUCCGAAAGACGACGCAAGGGGGGACGCCCGAGAAAGUCGAGCUUGUUGGCGGACAUGCUGCUGUGCCGGAGAGCAGCUUGCCUUUGAGGACAGGGGCGCCGCAGGGGUGGCUGGGGUACUCAGACGGAACGGGCGUACUAGGGAUAGAGUCGCACCACGAGUUGUUCCCGAAGGACGACUGGGAGGUGAAGCCGGUCGGCGAGCAAGGCCUCGAGGCAAUCGCGGAAGCGGCGGAGUACGAGGCUGUGGACCAGUAUCCAAUGGGCAGGUUUUCGAGGGCGAGCGCGAAGUUUGACCAGGCGUUGGGGUUCGAGAACGUGGACGAGUUCGGGAACGAGGUGUCGGAGGGCAAGAAGAGGCCGCGCGGCGAAGCAGAGAGCGAGACGGAAAGAGCUGCAUAUGUAUCCAGUGUCGAAGCUCUGAGUGGGACCAACGCUGCUGCUCGAAGCCGGAUUGCCUGCGAAUUGGAGAAGCAGGCAAUCAUUCUUGCCCUGGAGGAAGGCCACGUGGUGAAGCGCAUCAAGCUGAUGGGCAUCCUCAGCGGCUCUGCUCCUCGAGCAGCUCCCGAGCCUGCUGCGUCCUUACCCUCUGGCGCCGUCUGCCCUCAUGCGGGCCCGGGGCCAGCACGAGGCGAUGCAGACGUGGUGUCCGAGAACGGAGGCCCUUUUCUGACUGGGCCUCCUGUGAGUGGGACGGAGAUGCCGGGCUUGCAGCCUGUUGUAACUUACAACGACGUCACAGGAGCCCCAAGGACUGGGCGGGAUACUGUGAACGGAGGGGACGGAUCAGAGGGGCAUGUGGGGCCCCCGCAAAAGCCGCUAACCUCCGCAGUGCCUACAGCCGGGGCUCCUUUCUCUGCAUCGGCACAGCAAGACGCGACCCCCUUCGAUCGCGCUUCUGGCCACUUUGCGGUCCCGAGCGAUCCUGGUCAGCCGACCGCACACUUCUUUGCGGACGUCCAGGACGCCAUGUCGGACAGCGAAGACAAGGAGAACAUCCGGCCCAAGGAGGACACGGCAGCCAGUGACGACAUGGACUUCGAGACGGACCUGGACCAGUCGCCGCCGCAACAAGAGCAGAGCGGCAACGCGUCGCCGGUGCUGCUCACCCCCUCAAUCGGCGAAGGGCUGGCCCACUCCGUCGGCAACGUGGUUCUGUCCUACGGAGCAGGAGCAGCCGGGAGCUUUGCCGAAGGCAUGGUGCUGCAGAGGCCCGUCACAAGUCCGCUCGGCUCGAGCGAGGAGAUGGGGGAGGACGAUCCUUUGUUGGCGCUGCAACCUGCAGCCAAACGUCACAAGGCCGCUCACCUUCCCCAGCCGGUGGCGCCCAGCACCCCUGCUGAGGUAGCCACCAAUGCUGCCUCCGUGUUUGGUGCCAGCCCACCUGCCGACGCGUGGGAGAAGCACGACAGCCCACCCCUUCGCUCGAAGGUGGUCAAGUGUCUCGUGAGCCACCCCCUGACGCCCCCCAAAUCGUCCUUCCCGUCCUUCCCGAGCCCCGCCCACCAGACCUUGCCCGUCGUCACCCGUCGGUCGUCUGUCUCCUCACGAACCCCCUCACCCCCCGGCGUCAAAGCAGGAGGGGUCCCCUCCCCCAAGUCGUCCCCCGACAGGAUGAGGCCCGCGCUUUGCUCCGCCCCUUACAACCUGGGGUCGCCCACCAAGAGCCGGGAGGGGCGAGGCCCCUUCUCGUCCCCUCAGAAGACGUCGCCAGGGAGGAAGACGAUCCCGUCCCCCGCGAAGAGCCGGAACUCGACCGCGAGCCCGCCUAAGAAGGGCAGCAAGGGGUCGGGCCCCUCGUCGAGCAGCUCACGAAGCAUGGGCCCGUCUCCACCGAAGUCGAGCCCCGCGAAAAUGGCAAGGUUGAUCUGACGAGGUGUUAGCUGAAUCGCAAUCGCAGAUAUCUGUAGAAGGUAGCAGCGUUGUCGAAAGAAGCCCAGAUGAAUGUUGAACGAGCGCCAACCCUAGUUCCUUUAAUAAGGAGUAGAAUCGCAAUCGUCAGCCGAAGGCUGUACGAACCUCGCUUAGGCUAAGUAUCAGCCUAGGGAAAGUGGCACUCAGAGCGCCUCUAGUGUUACUCUAUGCCCAGGAUCAGCUCACCAGCGAGAGUAAACGUGUUGGCCUAGGGUUUUUCAAGCUUGCAGUCUAAAAUAAGUUGCGUUGCAAGUGGACCGUAUAUGCUUGAUGGAACCUCGUAUGCGUUUGAAGCGCUGAGGCCAUUGCGUCAUACUGGCAACGCUCACUUG